ACCCACACCCACACCCACACCCACACCCUCAAGUAAAACAUUUCGCCUCAUCUCUCUUCAUGAACAAAUAUACAGACAUCUAUGAAAGUAUACUUUGGGAUAUGCUUCAAUUACUUGUACUGGACAGGAUAGCUUCGUUUUCAUUUACCUUUUAUUUAAUAAAACCAGAUUUUUAUACCCAGUUUUUUAUCCUGAUUACGAAUCUGAAACCAUAUUUUUGGUUUGAAUGAAUAUAAAAUAUGUAUUAUUCUGAUUAUGGGUCCAAAUUAAUAGAGAUAUGCACUACCCCUCACUGUUUGUGAUCUGGACUAACUUUCCCUACCAAGGUUGAAAUCUUUUGAGUUAUACCUCAAACGAUACAGAAUUCCAAGGGCUUUCAGAAAAAAUAAAAUUUAUUUUGGGACAGCAUGAUUCAGCGUGGCUAGUGUCAAUAUUAUGAAAAAUCUUCGUUUUUAGGCAAUCGUCAUUUAACUCGUAUAUGGAGACUAUCACUUGAUAAAUAGCAUUGUAGAAUAUACUAAAUUAGUAAAUUUUGUACAGAAAACAUUUCUGAAUCUUUUGAGACGUCACUGAAUUCCCAGAAAUGUUCGGAUACUGAGAAAAGUGCAAAAUACUUGGAGCACUGAAAAAUAACGAUUUUUUGACCAACUGUCGAGGUGUGUGUCACUUGCAUGAUCUAGUGUUUUUCACAGGAAUAUCAGAAAGAUCUGAUAUUUUGGAUUUAAGAACUCCUAAUGAUGGUCUAUCGUUUUAGAUAGUUAAAUCGAAAAUCAAAAUUUUAUCGACGGCCGGUCUCAUACAAAAUUGGUCGGCCCUCUCGUGGACCCUCUCUUAAGUUUUCGUCUUCAAGUACUAUACCUCAUACUUUAUUUUCUUUGUAACUUGUAAUUCUCUCACUGUCUUUAUCAUGUUUGAAUAUCUAGAUUUCUCACCGUUCCUGUCAUAUAUUGGUUGUUUCUUCUUCUUUUCUAGUAUUCGUUGGGAUCUGUUAUUACGCUAUGAAUAUCGUAUAGUGCUUUUUUAUAGCUCUGAUGAUUCUACUUUUUUUUCUCAUACAUAUAGAGAGACAUUGUUAUUGCUUGACUUUUUUCUUUUUCUUUCGUUAGAAAAAUUAAAGUCAUAACAGUGAUUUCAAUGCUUUUUACAUUUAGUUCAAAAAAAUUACUUUCACCAACAACAACUUCUUCUAACCAUGAUUCUGAUGAAGAAUUGAACGAGAUGAGAGCAAUUGAUAACGACGAGGUACCUGAUGAAUUUAUUUAAGAUGAUAAUGACAAUUCUGAAGAUGAUGAUUCAAUAGUGAAAGAACCUGAUGAAAAUGAAACUGAUACUUCUUCAGCUAACAACACCAGCAGCGAAGAAGAAGAAGAAUAUUUAACAUCAUCACAACAAGAAAGACAAUCAGAAGAACCACAACAAGAAUUGGAAAAAUUAUUAUCAAAUCCUGAAGAAUUAACGAAUAAAAUUAAUCUUUUACUUAAAAAAUUACGAAAAUUAAUGUCGAUGAUACACAAAUCCAGUAUUUUGACUUCAUUCAUCCGUAGUGAAAUUCAACGAAAACAAAUUGAUUUAGAUGCAAUCAAUAAUUCAAACGAUCAAAACAACAUCAAAAUAAAUGAACUUGUACAAGAUUUUUAUGUUCGUUGGAACUCAACUUAUCUUAUGCUCAUACGUGUAGUAGCAAUUCAGCAAAUUAUCAAUGAUAUAACAUAUACUCCACAAGUACGUAUUGGUUUAACAUUCAAACAGAUUAAAACAUUGAAGUCAUUAACAAACAGUCACCUAGAUUGGGAAUUAUUACAAGGUUUAGCUAAUGUUCCAGCUCCAUUUUUUUUGGCUACUGUGUGCUUAUCAGGCAGCAAAUAUGUGACAUUAUCAUUAUCUUAUUGGGUUCAAAAAAAUUUUCAUACAUAUUUAUCAACAGCAACAACUAAUCCAUUAGAAAAUACAUUGAAACGUUUAUUAUUAAACAAGUUUAUAUUAUAUUUUGAAUCAAAACCAACACCACAACAAAGAAAUGGUAAAUUGAUUGCAGCAUAUCUAGAUCCAAAUACAUUUGUUGAUUUAUCUGAUGAAGAAAUCCGUGAAGCUGAACUAUUAAUUACUAAUAAAAAUAAAGCACUUCGUGGCGAGCCACAACAACAAAUUACAACUUCGACACAGUCAUAG
This is a messenger RNA of Rotaria sordida, 2169 nucleotides long. The record is from the annotation of a GenBank genome assembly. NCBI's taxonomy places the organism in Eukaryota, Metazoa, Rotifera, Eurotatoria, Philodinida, Philodinidae.